Sturnus vulgaris (Common starling) is the source of this 474-nucleotide messenger RNA. The record is from RefSeq and is a predicted model, not a curated record. NCBI's taxonomy places the organism in Eukaryota, Metazoa, Chordata, Aves, Passeriformes, Sturnidae.
AUGGGAGAGGGCGGGGGGAAAGGGGCGGGGCCUCGUGAGGGCGGCGGUACCAGCGAGACGCGCGGGGCAGAGCGUCCCCCUCCCCCCGCCGCCACCAUCGAGGAGCCGGAGCGGCGGCGGCGGCGGCCGGAGGGGCCGGGGAGGGCGGCCAUGACGGCGCAGCUGAAGGCGGCGGCCAAGCGCAAAGCGUACGAGGACAGCGGGGUCCCCCUGCCCCCCCCCGGCGCCGACUCCCCCAAAAAGGGACCCCGAAAAAACCCCCCCGGGUCUGGGGGAGCCCCCCACGACACCCCCGGACCCCCCGGGAAGAAGCUGAAGGUGGCAGAGCCCCCCUCGGGUGACUCCGACCCCCCCGGGGACCUCGUGGACGUCGAAGGAUUUGGGGACCCCCCCCCCAAGAAGCUGAACUUCGACCAGGCAGCCUGAAGCCGGAGCCCCCCCCGGACCCCCUCCCCAAAUCUUUGGGGGACCCCA